Messenger RNA from Theileria orientalis strain Shintoku, 888 nucleotides. RefSeq lists its product as hypothetical. The coding region runs from base 1 to 888 and encodes 295 amino acids. The record is from RefSeq and is a predicted model, not a curated record. The transcript is spliced from 7 exons. Lineage: Eukaryota; Apicomplexa; Aconoidasida; Piroplasmida; Theileriidae.
AUGAACGGUCUAAAUUAUAUACUUGAACCUUGUAUUUCUAAAAUGUACACCAGAAAUUGGUCAUUGAAGAGUCUGAGGUUUAUUUCCAAGUCUUCAAAAACUCCGUUUAAACGAAAAACUGAGGAUUCCACCCAAAAAACUUUGGAAAAACUUCAGGAAUACGACACUCCCCUUACACAUGAAGCCAUAAGGAGUGAUUCUUCUAAGCUUGACUGGAGGCCCUCGAAUGAUGAGCCGAAACCAGGUUUCGUAGUUCCUACGAGAUUUAGAAUCAGUUUAAACCAAAGGGUUUCAGGAAAGGACAUGAGCAUAACGUAUAGCAGAGACGUGAGCUCAACUAACACGUACACUGACUUCUGCGGGCUCAGGUUCCCUACGCUCGAAACAACGAGAAAUCGCAACUACUGGAAGGUAACCACAACGCGGAAGGUUGACCCCCUGAUGAGAGAGUACAUCUACUUCAUACACACGCUCGACCCAGGUAGAUUUAGAGUGGAGCGCAUAGGGGAGCGUUACGGGUACGACUCACGAGUUAUAGUCACCAAUACUUCAGAUUCAAAAGCUCCACAGCUGUGUAAAAUCGAGGAUAAGCGAAUUGAUCUGGGUGAACAGCGACUACAAAUCAAAGAGGCCGCCUAUAGAGACAAUGUGGGUUACAUUCAAAGGUCAAACGAGCAGGAGGACAGCGAAUUAGAAUACAAAGGCGAUAAGGAUACUGUGGACUGGCUAUACAGGCAGUCAGUCAUUGCUGAGUCAAUGUCCGCAUUUCCAUAUCCAUCAACGAGGAAACCGAUGCCCAAAAGGGUCGACGUGGACUUAACUGUAAAAAAUGACAAGAACGUUAAGGUGAUAAACUGGAUUGAUCCAACGGACAAAGUAAUAAUUUAA